AUUGCAAAUGUAGGCAAGGGUAGGCAAGAAAGGAAGGGCCAAAACUCGAAUCAAAUGUGGCUGCCGAUGGAUUUGUCAACCCUCCAAAUCCAAAUCAAAUCACAAUCCCAAUCAAAGAGACCGCCGCCCAGUGGGUUUGGCACUGGCAGCGCCUCCGUCCGCAGCAAUCGCCUUCCCUCCAAAUGCCUCAUCCCCUCCCUCUCACUCCUCGCCCUCCCUUUCGUCUUCUACCUCCUCUCCACCGCCCACAAACUCCACCUCUCCCCCAAAUUCGCCCACUCCCACUCCACCCUCUUCGGCAUCGUCAUCUCCGCCCGCCCCUCCUCCAUCCGCAUCCGCGUCUUCCACUUCCUCGACGGCACCGCCCCCUCCAGCUCCUCCUCCUCCCGCCUCCCCCUCUCCGCCUUCGCCUCCCACCCCGACCGCGCCGGCCCCUCCCUCGCCCCCUUGCUCCGCUUCGCCACCCUCCAGGUGCCCAAGAAAGAGCGCCCCAACACCAAGCUCCUCUUCUUUUCUGGCUCUGAGCUCGACGGCCUCGGCUCUGACGUCUCCGAGAAGCUUCUCGAGUCGUGCCGGAAGGCGCUCAGGUCGUCCGGGUUUUGGUUCAAGGACGAGUGGGCCCGAUUCAUUCCAGGUGAGGAACAAGGUGUUUAUGCCUGGGUGAGUGCCAAUUAUGCCCUUGGAACUUUGACGAGUGAGCCUCAGGAAACCACUGGGGUUGUUGAACUUGGUGGGACUUCUUUGCAGGUUACGUUUGCUGCAAAACAAUCACGACAAGUGAAUUCCUCCCCAUCUCGAAUCAUCAAAUUGUUUGGAGUUACUUACCACCUUUACAGUAAAGGCUUGCCGCUAUUUGGCCAGGAUGCAGCUUGGGAAUCACUAUAUGAGUUGCAGAAGUCCAGAGAGUUGACGCCUUUUUCAAAUUCUAUGGAGAGAAGUCUUGGUAACCCUUGUAUUCCUAGAGGAUAUAAGCUGACAGUGAAUGCUAGUGAUGCACAACUUCUAGUUUCCUCAAUGGGUGGAAACUUUUCUGCAUGCAAAUCUGAGGCUUUGGCAUUAUUAAACAAAAGACAAGAUAAAUGCAUUGGUGCACCUUGCAAAAUUGUCUCAUCCUUUCCUUUUGAGUUACGAGGCAAGCCCGUUUCUACCCAGAACUUCUUAUUUACUUCUGAGUUGUUAAUCUGGGACUUCCUCUUCAACCUUGUACAGCUUUUUGGGCUGGUGCCGACGGCUUCUUUGUUUGAAUUAGAGGCAGCAGGUCAACAUUAUUGUGAAGAUGAUUGGGAGAAACAGAAAAAGCAGCAUCAUAGCAUUGUUGAUUCAGAUCUGUUGAAAUAUUGUUUUUCAUCUGCAUAUAUGGUGGCGCUGUUGCAUGACAGACUAGGAAUCCCCAUGGAUGAGAAAAGGGUUGGAUAUGCAAAUGAGACCGGAAACAUUCUCCUUGAUUGGACACUGGGUGCUUUCCUUGUUGAAACAAUGCUGGAGCCCCUUGAAUGGGAACUUGAUAAUAUGGGCCAGAUUGUUGGAAACGAGUCAGUCACUUAUUUCUCUUUCUUUGCUUUCCUUUUAAUAGCUGUGUUUGCUGUAUUCUUUGUACUGCAAUCCCGGAAACCACAAAUAAAGACUAUAUACGAUUUAGAGAAGGGACGGUAUAUAAUCACCCGUGUACCUAGGUAAUCAUCACAUCUUUCUGUUUUUUGUUUUAUUUCUUUCUCAUUUGUUUUCUAUAUGUCCAUUCAUAUUCAUGAUGAAUUUGAAAUCUGUAUUUUUAUUGUGAACAUUAAUUUGAGCACGUUACCAACUCUGCAUCUA
This is a messenger RNA of Malus domestica (apple), 1812 nucleotides long. RefSeq names its product probable apyrase 6. The record is from RefSeq and is a predicted model, not a curated record. Lineage: Eukaryota; Viridiplantae; Streptophyta; Magnoliopsida; Rosales; Rosaceae. Gene Ontology annotation, molecular function: hydrolase activity.